AGGAUUUUUUUUUUUCUUUUACAGGCUGGACGAAAAGAAAGAAGUGAUGCCCUUAAUUCUGCAAUAGAUAAAAUGACAAAAAAGACCAGGGAUUUACGAAGACAGCUCCGCAAAGCUGUCAUGGACCAUGUUUCAGAUUCAUUCUUGGAAACUAAUGUGCCACUUUUGGUAUUGAUUGAGGCUGCAAAGAAUGGAAAUGAGAAAGAAGUUAAAGAGUACGCUCAAGUUUUCCGUGAACAUGCAAAUAAACUUAUUGAGGUGGCUAACUUAGCCUGUUCUAUUUCAAACAAUGAAGAAGGUGUGAAGCUGGUUCGAAUGUCUGCAAGCCAACUGGAAGCCCUCUGUCCUCAGGUUAUUAAUGCUGCAUUGGCUUUGGCUGCAAAACCACAAAGUAAACUGGCCCAGGAGAAUAUGGAUCUUUUUAAAGAACAGUGGGAAAAGCAAGUCCGGGUUCUAACAGACGCUGUUGAUGACAUUACUUCCAUUGAUGAUUUCCUGGCUGUUUCAGAGAAUCACAUUUUAGAAGAUGUAAACAAGUGUGUAAUUGCUCUCCAAGAAAAAGAUGUUGAUGGUCUAGACCGCACUGCUGGUGCCAUCCGGGGUCGAGCAGCCAGAGUUAUUCAUGUUGUCACUUCAGAGAUGGAUAACUAUGAACCUGGAGUCUACACUGAAAAGGUUCUUGAGGCUACCAGAUUGCUUUCUAAUACAGUUAUGCCACGUUUUACUGAGCAAGUAGAGGCUGCUGUGGAAGCUCUCAGUUCUGAUCCCGCCCAACCAAUGGAUGAAAAUGAAUUUAUUGAUGCCUCACGAUUGGUCUAUGAUGGCAUUAGAGACAUCAGAAAAGCUGUGUUGAUGAUAAGGACUCCUGAAGAGUUGGAUGAUUCUGACUUUGAGACAGAAGACUUUGAUGUUAGAAGUAGAACAAGCAUCCAAACUGAAGAUGAUCAGCUCAUUGCUGGCCAAAGUGCACGGGCUAUCAUGGCCCAGCUUCCCCAAGAACAGAAGGCUAAAAUUGCUGAGCAGGUGGCCAGCUUUCAAGAAGAAAAGAGCAAACUGGAUGCUGAAGUAUCCAAAUGGGAUGAUAGUGGCAAUGACAUUAUUGUCCUGGCCAAACAGAUGUGCAUGAUCAUGAUGGAGAUGACAGAUUUCACCAGAGGUAAAGGACCGCUUAAAAAUACAUCAGAUGUAAUUAGUGCAGCUAAGAAAAUUGCUGAGGCAGGAUCAAGGAUGGAUAAGUUGGGAAGAACCAUUGCAGACCAUUGCCCGGAUUCGGCCUGCAAACAGGACCUGCUGGCCUACCUGCAGCGUAUCGCCCUGUACUGCCACCAGCUCAACAUCUGCAGCAAAGUCAAAGCCGAGGUGCAGAACCUGGGCGGGGAGCUGGUCGUCUCUGGGGUGGACAGUGCAAUGUCCCUGAUCCAAGCAGCCAAGAACCUGAUGAAUGCUGUGGUACAGACGGUGAAGGCUUCCUACGUGGCCUCCACCAAGUACCAGAAGUCCCAGGGGAUGGCUUCUCUUAACCUUCCCGCUGUGUCCUGGAAGAUGAAGGCCCCAGAAAAGAAGCCCUUGGUGAAGAGAGAAAAGCAGGAUGAAACCCAGACGAAAAUCAAGCGGGCGUCUCAGAAGAAGCAUGUGAAUCCUGUGCAAGCCCUCAGUGAGUUCAAGGCCAUGGACAGUAUCUAGAGGAGCCUCAGCUGCUCACACCCCAUCACUGUCUCCUCCAAACUAAUGACUUCAGAUGGCUUCUGCAAAUCAUAGACAUUUCCUGUUCAUUCAAAUGUAUUUACUUAAUAUAAUGUUGAUAUUAGAUGCUGUGGAAAUAGAUUUUCUUUUUAAACCUGACCAUGUGAUGCCAGUAUGAGAAAGCUUGUAUUUCAGUGGAGGAUGCUUUUAGAUUCCAGAAGCAUUAUUUCUGGUAGCAUUUUUUAAAAAAAAGUAAGCUUGAAAAAACCAUAACCAAAGAGAUUGCUACCAUGAUGUGUCUAUCUCCAUGACUGAAGGUUUGCAUUGUGAUUGAGGUUUGUGUUCUCAUCAGUGAACAAAAAGGUGGGAACUGUUAUUUUUACUAUUCAAGUGGGGAAUUGGUAAGAAAAUAUACCCUAUUAUACAACUUUCUAACUCAAAGCUUUUAUAUUUUUAGAAGAGAGCACUUGGGUAUAUUUUACUGUAGAGAAGGCUGUCUUCAAAAAAACUAGUUUGGACAUACAUAGACUUAUUAAACUAAAAGGUGAAACUACAGCACGUAGGCCUGCCAACUCAGGAGUGUUUACCGAGGUUGGCAAUAGCCUCUGUGUAAGGGAUCUUAUCUCAUGUAUGUCUGCAAAAUGACAAUCUAUAAGAAAUUCAGUAAAAUAUGCAUCAUGAAGAAAACUGAUUACUCUCUUUAGGACACAGGAUGAGAAUUUUUAAUGCUUGGUUACAAAUUACUAAUGUACUUUGCUGCAGGACAUUAAUAAAAUUGCUCUUUCCAGCCAGUGUGUUGUGGUGCUGUAAUAGUAACAUCGUUUUUGCUUUCUCUCAGUAUUCAAAUGCAAAUUUGUCAUUGUACUCAUCUCUAAUAAUUGCAGUGUUUCCUGCCUUGGGCUUAUAAAAGAAGCUUUGCAAAAUAGUGUUUAUUCAGGCAAUAAUUUCAACUUUACAUUAUUUGUGAUUACUAUAGCUAUUACUAUAGCUACAAGGUAUAUAAUCUUACUGUCUUAUUUAAAUUUUAUGAAUUUGAAUAUUUUUUACACCAACUUUUCCCAAUAAAGUGCAUGAUGAAAUCUA
This is a messenger RNA of Sarcophilus harrisii (Tasmanian devil), 2766 nucleotides long. Its product is annotated as catenin alpha-1. Gene Ontology annotation, molecular function: beta-catenin binding; cadherin binding; actin filament binding. NCBI's taxonomy places the organism in Eukaryota, Metazoa, Chordata, Mammalia, Dasyuromorphia, Dasyuridae. Bases 73 to 1683 code for a protein of 536 amino acids. Gene Ontology annotation, cellular component: catenin complex; adherens junction. The record is from RefSeq and is a predicted model, not a curated record. Gene Ontology annotation, biological process: cell-cell adhesion; cell migration. The transcript is spliced from 11 exons.